Messenger RNA from Uranotaenia lowii, 426 nucleotides. RefSeq lists its product as uncharacterized. Bases 1 to 426 code for a protein of 141 amino acids. Lineage: Eukaryota; Metazoa; Arthropoda; Insecta; Diptera; Culicidae. The transcript has a single exon. The record is from RefSeq and is a predicted model, not a curated record.
AUGAUCGACGAAAGACUCAGCUUCGCGAGUCAUGUCGACUACGUGUGUAAGAGAACGGCCGCGGCCGCACUCAUACGGAUGAUGUCGAACUCCUCGGCAAACCGAAGUAGCAAAAGGAGGAUACUGUCAAGCGUGACCACGUCAAUCUUGUGGUACGGAGCGGCGGCCUGGAGGCAGGCACUGGAAAGACAGUGUAACCUACAGAGACUUAGCAGCGUUCAGCGGCUGAUGAACCGGCGUACGAAGCCGCCUGUAGUGGCGGGCUUCAUGCCCAUCUCGGUAUUGUUAGAGAAGGAUGUCGCAUCGUCCCAGUCCGAGGUUUGCGGCGGAACGUAUCAACAUACUUGCGGUUUGUGGGCCCGACACGACCGUAGACAACGUGGUGUAGAGGAUGUGUACGGACUCCAAUACUUGACAUGUGGUUAG